Messenger RNA from Geodia barretti, 4282 nucleotides. Lineage: Eukaryota; Metazoa; Porifera; Demospongiae; Tetractinellida; Geodiidae. The record is from the annotation of a GenBank genome assembly.
AUGCGCAACGAAUUUCUCCAAUUGGAGCCCCAGGGAGGACGGUUCAGCGAAAGCACAACGUUUCUUGGAUUCGUGUUAUCUUGAGUUUCCCUGCAAUUCAAGCGAAGAUCUCUACCAUGGCGUUCGCUGCCACACACGAAGAUAUCGAAGCCCAGAUCGAGGAGAUUCAGGCACGAAGACGCGCCGGUGUGGCGGAAGAGGGGGCGGGGAAUGGAACCAACGACAAAGUGGGACUCAACUCUCUCGGCCACUUCGACAUGAACGUCUACACGUCGGGGGACAAAUCUGGUUACGUCACCUCCAUUCCGGCCAACGAGGAUGAAGAUGAGGCGGAGGAAGACAUGGGGAUUGGCCCGCCCCCUGCGCGUGCCACCUACCACGCCCCCAGUGAUGUCAUGGCUGAUAUUCCACACAACGAACAGGCAUCAGACCCAUUUGCGGACACUCGCAGACCGAAAAUCAUAGAUCGUCAUGACGACUACCAUCGCAGGAAGAUGGCGAACAUGUUUUACUCUCCAUUUAGAGCCGACCCUUUUGGUAAGCUUCUCCAAUUAGUGCCCUUUUCUCUUGUUUUACCGGUGUCUAUGGGAUGGUAAGUUAAAACGAUUUCUCAUUUAUUGCCUGUGCAAAUGGUUUUUGAUACAUUUCUGUGACGCAUAAAUUCAAUAUAAAUUCCACACUCAUGAGUGUCUCUCGGCACAAGGUUUUCUUCGAGUUUUCACUGUGACACGUACGCAGUUUUGAUAAGGAGAAAGGUGUGUGGUGGGGUUGAAUGGGCAAAUCUCCCAUAAGAGCUCUGCCUUGUAACAACUACAUACUGUACUUCUCCUCCUAACUAUAAUCAAUAAGUAAAGCCUCUGUGUAUAACUGUCUGCGUGAAAGAACGGAAGAGUGUGUACAUGUCUUUUUGAGAGUGUUCUGAUUGGUGCUUCUCUCUCUCCCCUGUCCUGAUGUUGCCAAGCAACUGCCAUGUGUUGGUAAGGUGCAUGGUCUGUCACAUGAGGUCAUGUGAUCCCGGCACUCUGUCACAUGACCCGGGACAGAAAGCCACGCCCAUUUUGUAACCCUGACUGGUUGCCGUGGCAACACCGAUGUCGACAACACUCGAUCGAGAGCGUCACUGAUUCUAUUUACAGCACACUCUCUGUUGGCAGAACAAUCAUAGCAUGUACAGUACACAACUGUGUAUUAUACAUCGCAGUCUUGUGUGUCUGUGUCCGUUGAGUCAGAACGCUGGGUGACUCAUUCUGCACUCUUGGUUCCAAACUCCGGAACACGACACUAGGUCCACUGUAAUUAUAGCAGCUGUAAAAAUAUUGAGCAAGCUUGCUUUUACUCUCUCUCUCUUCUCUUCCUCCUCCUCCUCUUCUUCCUUUCCUCUCUCCCCCCUCUCUCUCUCACGGUUUUCUCCUGUCUCUCCAGCAAGCCAAACGCCUGACCCCAAAGCCAGGAGCUACAAAGAUGCCAUGGCCGAGGCCCAGCUUAAGAAAGAUGAGAGAGAAGUGAGGGAGGCAAUUCUGAAGAAGGCGUCCAAGGGCGAUUUGCCGGUGACAGCGGCGGCUAAACCAGAGAGGAAGAGGAAGAGAUGGGAUCAGCAUACUCCGAGUCACGAUGAAGAGGGGGGCGGGACUAAAAAGAAGAGUGCCUGGGACCAGGCAGAGUCCACCCCUUCUGUCAGCCAUUGGGAGGAGACUCCGGGUCAUCUGAAGGGAAGCGAGACCCCCGGGGCCAGUGCCACGCCCUCCACCCGCAUUAAGUGGGAUGCCACACCCGGCCACGCCACACCGGGUCAUACCACGCCCGCCACGCCCGGGAAACGGAAUCGCUGGGACCUCACUCCCAAGUGGAAUGAAACUCCUCGUGCUGAUUCUGGGGGGACUCCCAGUCACACUGGGUGGGCUGAGACCCCCCACAAGGAAUCGGUGACGGAAACACCGACCCCUCACGGGGGGAAGAAAAAGAGAUCUCGCUGGGACGAGACCCCCGCCAGCCAGAGGAUGGGGGGGCACACCCCUCUGCUCUCGACCCCCAUCGUUAAAACCCCCAUAGUCGGGGGGAACACUCCGAAUUUCUCAGGAAUGACCCCCGGAGGUGCCAUGGCGAUGGGUCUGGCCACGCCCAGCCCAGGUCAGAUGGGUGCGAUGACUCCCGAGCAGAUGCAGGCGUGGAGAUGGGAGAAGGAGCUAGAUGAGAGAAACCGACCGCUGACUGACGAGGAGCUGGACGCCCUCUUCCCCCAGGACGGAUACAAGAUUCUGAAGCCGCCCGCUGGCUAUCAACCAAUCAGAACGCCCGCUCGAAAGCUGACUGCCACGCCCACUCCAAUGGGCAUGAGCGGAUUCCGGUUCCAAAUGGAAGACAACCAGGUGAAGAUAGUUGAUGAUAUGCAGCCAACGGGCGAAAACAUGCCCUUCAUGAAGGCAGAGGACGCGCAAUACUUCCAGAAGCUUCUGGACAACGUUGACGAAGAGACUCUGAGCCCGGAGGAGCAGAAGGAGCGAAGAAUCAUGACUCUUCUCCUCAAGAUAAAGAACGGAACUCCACCCAUGAGGAAAUCUGCACUGCGACAGAUCACAGACAAAGCCAGAGAGUUUGGAGCCGACUCCCUCUUCAACCAAAUCCUCCCCCUCCUCAUGUCCCCCACUCUCGAGGACCAAGAACGCCAUCUUCUGGUCAAAGUCAUCGAUCGAGUUCUUUAUAAACUUGAUGAUCUUGUCAGGCCCUAUGUCCAUAAGAUCCUGGUGGUGAUAGAGCCCCUGUUGAUUGACGAGGAUUACUACGCUCGCGUGGAAGGGAGGGAAAUUAUUUCGAAUCUCGCCAAAGCAGCUGGACUGGCGACCAUGAUCUCCACGAUGAGACCCGACAUUGAUAACAUGGACGAAUACGUGAGAAACACGACCGCUCGGGCAUUUGCAGUCGUGGCUUCUGCUCUCGGGAUCCCGUCCCUGCUACCUUUUCUGAAGGCCGUCUGCCACAGCAAGAAGUCGUGGCAAGCCAGACACACUGGGAUCAAGAUAGUGCAGCAGAUAGCCAUCCUGAUGGGUUGUGCGGUGCUGCCUCACCUCAAGAGCCUGGUGGAGAUUGUGGAGAACGGACUGGUGGACGAGCAGCAGAAGGUUCGAACCAUCACUGCACUCUCACUGGCCGCCCUGGCAGAGGCUGCUACUCCGUACGGCAUCGAGGCAUUCGACUCCGUCCUCGUGCGUCUCUGGAAAGGCAUCCGUGCUCACCGAGGCAAGGGGCUAGCUGCCUUCCUCAAGGCCAUUGGCUACCUCAUUCCACUCAUGGACAACGAAUCGGCCAACUACUACACUCGAGAAGUGAUGGUCAUCCUCAUACGAGAAUUCCAAUCCCCUGACGAGGAAAUGAAGAAAAUCGUUCUGAAGGUGGUGAAGCAGUGUUGCAUGACGGAUGGAGUUGAACCGCAAUACAUCAAGGAAGAGAUUUUGCCUCAUUUUUUCAGACACUUCUGGACCCACAGAAUGGCCCUCGAUCGCAGGAACUUCAGACAACUGGUGGACACGACUGUCGAGAUUGCUAACAAGGUGGGCGGGGCCGAGAUUGUCAGUCGCCUUGUCAACGACCUCAAGGACGACAACGAGCAGUACAGGAAGAUGGUCAUGGACUGCAUUGAGAAGGUACUAGGUAAUCUCGGAGCUGCUGAUAUCGACUCUCGACUCGAAGAACAGUUGAUCGACGGAAUUCUCUACGCAUUCCAGGAACAGACCAAUGAGGACGUGAUAAUGUUGAACGGGUUUGGCGUUGUCGUGACGUCGCUGGGUGCGCGGGUGAAGCCAUACCUUCCUCAGAUCUGCGGCACCAUUCUCUGGAGACUGAACAACAAGGCUGCAAAGGUCCGCCAGCAGGCGGCUGAUCUCAUCUCUCGCAUCGCUGCCGUCAUGCACGAGUGCAACGAGGAGAAGCUGCUGGGUCAUCUGGGAGUUGUUUUAUACGAGUAUCUCGGUGAGGAGUACCCCGAAGUUCUGGGGAGCAUUCUCGGAGGACUGAAGGCAAUAGUGAAUGUGAUUGGAAUGACAAAGAUGACUCCGCCCAUCAAGGACUUACUUCCGCGCCUGACACCCAUCCUUAAAAACAGGUUUGCAUAACCUGUUUAUCCCCUCUCUCUCCCUCUUCUUUUCAUCUUUCCUAUUGUACGGGUGGUGUGAGUGACUAAUGUAAUGGGGAACCUCAAUGUAUGGGUAUAAUGGGAGCCUGGAACCUCGAUGUAUUGGCGCAGUGAUAUUGGCAAUAUACAAGUACUUAUGCUGCAGUGACAAUUAUA